Messenger RNA from Diatraea saccharalis (sugarcane borer), 720 nucleotides. The record is from the annotation of a GenBank genome assembly. Lineage: Eukaryota; Metazoa; Arthropoda; Insecta; Lepidoptera; Crambidae.
AUGCGAUGGGGCGAGAACGAGACUUGUUUAUUUGUUAAUCUGUAUUUAAAAAAUGACGUUUUAUGGAACACUCGUAAUACCAAUUACAAAUCGAAAUUUCUAAGACAACAAGCUUAUAAAAAUAUCAUAGAAGGUCUUCGUUCUGGAGCUGGAAUCUCUCUAUCUGAAGAAGAAGUAAAAAUGAAGAUAAAGAGUCUUAGAUCAACAUAUUCUCAAGAACUUGUAAAAAUAAGAGAUCGCUCCGAUAGCGACUGUCGUUAUAAGCCAGCAUUAAAGUGGUUCGAUGAGUGGCACAGAAAAAUGAAUAACGCGAAAAGAGGAAUUAAUGACACGACAUCUGAGUCGAAUGAACCAGAUGAAGAUUUAUGUCCAAACAUUGACAAUGAAAAUGCUGACACCAAAAUAGACCCUUUUGCAUCACCACCUGGAGAAGAUUAUUUUAUCAUUGUGAAGUCAGAAUGUGAACAAAAUUCUGAGAAGGAACACAUUCCUCAUAAAACGAAAAGGCGGAAAAUUAUAUCAUAUAAUCAAAGUGUUGAUGCUUCUGAGCGAGUACAUAGAAUUAGUUUAGAUGCACUAAAACCUGUAAAAGAAGAUGAAUUUGAUAUUUAUGGCAAAUAUAUAGCAACACAGUUGAGGAGUAUGGAUUUAGAAAAAGCUAUUAAAGUUCAGUUGCAGAUACAAAAUAUUGUUAGUGAAGCGAGACUAUCAAAAAAAUAA